Messenger RNA from Micromonas commoda, 2124 nucleotides. It is a transcript of the gene SSIIIC, whose product is annotated as glycosyltransferase family 5 protein. The coding region runs from base 1 to 2124 and encodes 707 amino acids. The transcript has a single exon. NCBI's taxonomy places the organism in Eukaryota, Viridiplantae, Chlorophyta, Mamiellophyceae, Mamiellales, Mamiellaceae. Gene Ontology annotation, molecular function: starch binding; alpha-1,4-glucan glucosyltransferase (UDP-glucose donor) activity. The record is from RefSeq and is a predicted model, not a curated record.
AUGCAGCCGCUCGCGCACGAUCAUCCGGCGCGAGUCGAGUACUGGCUCGACAGCGGCGGCGGCGACUGGUGGAUCGCGGAUCCGAUUUACAUCCACCCGGAGGCCAAGGUGCUCGACUUUGUCUUUUCAAACGGCGAGGGCCAGUACGACAACGCGGGCGGGCGCGAUUACCACGCGCCGGUGGGCUUGGAGGACGGCACCCUACCCCCCGAGGAGGAUCACGUCGCCAAGCGCGAGGAGCUCCUCGAGGAGGAACAGGGCCCGCUCGACGCCACCGCCGCGCACAGGGCGGGGCAGCGCGCGGAGCGCAAGUUUCUCGCGAGGUCAUCCUUCGCGCCCAGGCCGCCCGAGGACCCGGCCACCGCCAAAGUCGUCACCGUCCCGGCGAUUCCCGUCGCGGGCAAACCCGUAGACGUCUUUUACCGCCUGGACCGUUCCGACCCCAAGUGCCCGUUGCGCACCAACGACGUGUUCAUCCAGGGCUCGUGGAACCGGUGGACGCACUCGGACGGGUUCGGACCCACGCAGAUGUUUCCGGCGGAUCCGAGCAUGCUGCCGGGGGGACCAAACGCCAAACCCGCGUACACGGCUAAGAUUUUUGUCCCUAAGAACGCUCACGUCAUGGACUUUUACUUCAAGGACACGCAGGCCAACGGCCAGGGGAACUACGACAGCAAGUACGGCCUCGAUUACCACGUCAACAUCACCGGCGCCGCGGGCGGCGGCGACCCCAUCAUGCGCGUGGUCAACAUCGCGGUGGAGAUGGCGCCCAUCGCGAAGGUUGGAGGCAUGGGCGACGUCGUCACCGCGCUCUCCCGCGCCAUCAUCGAGAAGGGUCACAACGUCGAGGUGAUCUUGCCCAAGUACGACUGCAUGGACCACGAGCAGAUCGACGGCUUGCACCUCGCGGAUGAGUUCACGUGCAACGGCGUCGAGAUCAACGUCUGGAAAGGCGACGUCGAGGACGUCCCUGUGACUUUCCUGCAACCGGAGAACGGCCACUUCGACGUCGGGUGCAUCUACGGCCGGGGCGACGACCACAUCCGGUUCAACUUCUUCUGCGAGUGCGCGCUGGAGUGGUUGAAGGUGACGGACGCCAAGGUGGACGUGGUGCACUGCCACGACUGGUCGUCGGCGCCGGCUAUCUUCGCGCGGCGAUCGCGGCUGCCGGCGGGGUGCGCCACCGUGUUCACCAUCCACAACCUCAACUUUGGGCAGGACCUCAUCGGCAGGGCGAUGGAGCGCGCGACGUUCGCGACCACCGUGUCGCCGACGUACGCCAGCGAGAUUGCCGACCAGGGCGCGAUCAGGGUUCACAAAGAGAAACUCGUGGGCGUCCGCAACGGCAUCGACAUCGAGAUUUGGGACCCGAUGACGGACGAGUGCCUCGAGCAAAACUACAACGCCGACUCGUGGAAAAACGGCAAGGCGGUCGCCAAGCGCCAGCUCGCGGAGAGGCUUAAGAUGGCGAUGCCACCCGCGGACCACUCGGUGCCGCUCGUGGGCGUCGUGGCGAGGCUGACGCACCAAAAAGGGGUCCACAUGAUCAAGCACGCCAUGUACCGCACGGUUGAGAACGGCGGGCAGGUUGUCCUCCUGGGCAGCGCGCCCGACGGAAACGUUCAGAGAGAGUUCAACCAGAUGGCGGAGGACAUCGGCAACAGGUUCCCGGGCCAGUCCGGCUUUGUGUUUGCCUACGACGAGCCGCUCUCGCACCUCAUCUACGCGGCUUCGGAUAUUUUACUCGUGCCGUCGAUGUUCGAGCCCUGCGGUUUAACGCAGAUGAUCGCCAUGCGCUACGGAUGCAUCCCCGUCGUUCGCAGGACCGGCGGUCUGAGGGACACCGUGUUCGACGUGGACGACGACAGGGAACGCGCCGCGGAGCAGGGCCUGACUCCCAACGGCUUCUCUUUCGACGGCAGCCAACACUACGACAUCGAGUACGCCCUGGAUCGCGCGAUGCGCAUGUACGCCAGCGAGAAGACCAACUGGGAUACCCUGGUGGGCACGACGAUGCGACAGGAUUGGGGCUGGACGGACCCGGCGGACACCUACGUGGAGCAUUACUGGAAGGCGACGAAGAGCGCCAAGUACCAGGCGGCGCAGGGUCUUCACCGCGACUGA